AUGUAUUCUGAUACUUGUUCAAAGGCACUGAACAGAUUACAUCAGUUGGAGAUAUUGGGGAGUAGACUUGUGGUGGAAUACGCUAAAACUACACCUGAAACUAAACUACAUCCGCCAUCACUUAAUAUAGAAAAGAAAACCAAGAAGGAGGAUAAAAAGGAUAAAGUUGAAGAAAAAUCAAUUCAGUUUACUCCACCACAAGAUGAGAUUCAUACAAAAUGGGGGUUUAAUUACCCUAGAAAUCCACGUUUUAGAUAUGUGUACCCAUCACCCACUGUUACCAUACUAACUAAUAUAGCUAAUGCUUUAGCGGCUUGUCCAAAAUUCUACACGCAGGUUUUACAUCUAAUGAAUAAGAUGAAUUUACCAGCACCAUUUGCUCAACCUACACCAACACCACCUGUUCCAUCAGGUGAAAUUAAAGAGAGUAGCAGUGAAUCAGAAAUAGAGAGUGAUACAGAAAUUACAGUCAAAGCUGCUAAGAAAAAGAAAAGACAAUUGAAGGAGAGGAAAGACAGACCUAAAAAACGAAUGAAGUUAAUCGAUGAUUUCCCAACUCUAGCAACAGCACCUGUUGAACCUAGUAAAGUUUUUGAGAUGGAUGAUCAAGCAACAGCUCAACGUAAAAUACAAUUAAAUUUACCGUCUGUUAUAGCUGAAACUGUCGAUGAUCGUACUAAGGCAUCAGUUGAUAAAGAAACAAGAAAAGAACAAAUUGUAGAAGGAUUUGGAAUUAUUGAACCUGUUGCUAAGCCUGUUACACGUGAAGAUAAUGAUAAUGAUGAUGAUAAUUGUAGUGAAUUUAUAUCCAGUGAGGAAUUGAAGAGAGGAAGAAUAUCUAGAGAAGAAAGAAGAGAAAUAAAUGUAUUUAGAAAAUAUGAACGUGGAGAACCGAGCUGUCGUCUUUAUAUCAAAAAUCUGGCUAGGCAAACAACAGAUAAGGAUCUGAAGUACAUAUAUGGUAAAUACAUAGACUGGACUAAUUCAACUCAAGUCAAUAUAUUUGAUGUUCGUGUUAUGAAGGAGGGAAGAAUGAAAGGACAAGCAUUUGUAACUUUACCAUCAGAAUAUGUGGCUAUAUCAGCUGUUGAUGAAACACAUGCCUUUAUUCUCAACGAUAAACCAAUGCUAGUCCAAUUUGCUAGGUCUGCUAAAGCUGUAGCUGAUCCAAAAACAGAAGAUAAAUAAUCUGAGAAUUUUCUAAUGGAUUCGUUGAUGGUGUAUGUCUGGAUAAACAAGUUGAUCAGUGAUAUUGUGAGCUGAACAAUUCAGUUAUGGUAUAUGUCUGGAUGAACAAGUUGAUCAGUGACAUGAUGGCUUGACGGUUCAGUUAUGGUAUAUGUCUGGAUGAACAAGUUGAUCAGUGACAUCUUGAGCUUGACAGUUCACUUAUGAAUGUAUCGCUUACUGGUUUGAUAACACGGAGAUGAAAAUGGAAAGAAUUGUUUUAAUUAAAUCUAAUAAACUAAAAGACAAAUCUGUAAUGGACAAAGUAAAAGACACCAGAUCGAAUGUGGCUGACAAAUACUGAAUUUGUUCUUGACAUUGUGACUAGUGUUAUCACAAUUACAAAAUUCUUGAAUCGGUUAAUCGGCUGGCCAAAUCGGUGCUGAUUAAUUGGAUGCCGUAUAAAUUCUAUAAUAAUGUAAAAUAAACGUUUCUUUCAUUGGCUAAUAAUGUCAUUGUCAUACUGCAUUACACGAUUUUUCUCUUGCGAUUGCUUGUUAUAAAAUGAUGCGUGAACACUGAAUAGCUGAUUGUAUAUUAUUUUAGUACAUUUCUUUGAGUUUGUGCUAAAGAGAUGGUUAAAUUGGCAAUAAACAACAUUUUACUACA
Messenger RNA from Patella vulgata (common limpet), 1836 nucleotides. Its product is annotated as RNA-binding region-containing protein 3. The transcript is spliced from 13 exons. Bases 1 to 1188 code for a protein of 395 amino acids. The record is from RefSeq and is a predicted model, not a curated record. Gene Ontology annotation, molecular function: pre-mRNA intronic binding; U12 snRNA binding. Gene Ontology annotation, cellular component: U12-type spliceosomal complex. Lineage: Eukaryota; Metazoa; Mollusca; Gastropoda; Patellidae. Gene Ontology annotation, biological process: mRNA splicing, via spliceosome.